AGGCUGCCUCUAUUUCUACCACCACUGGUCAGAAUACAGAAACUGUGAACCCUGCCAAAGAUAAUGUACACAGUCCUGGGGUAGACCUUAGUAGCCCACUGCCCCCUCCUCCUCCUAUGGUGGGCAAAGGGGGAGAGAAUCCUUACAGGAAAAGCCCUAUGAAUGCACCAGUACCACCAGUGGAGACAACACAGUCGCAUCAACCCAGUGUUGGCAGUGGAGAUGGCGGCACCUCCCCUGAGGUCCAUAUGGAUAUAUUUGCCAGCACGAUUACGCCAAGAAAGGAGAGCCCAUUCCAACCCCCGCUGAGGGCGCCCAAGAUCCUCCCGUACCCGGAGGCACUACAGCACACAGAUACCGCUGCUGGUAAGCCAGAGGUUUCUGAACAUUCCAAGUCUGGUCAUCCUGUGUCUGUGACCCAGGCGGACCUCCGGAGCGCAGAUGCCCCUCCCCCUGGGAGUCCCCAGCGUAGGUUAUCAACACAGAGACUACGAGACCAUCACAACAUGUCUCCUGCGACAACUCUAUGGGAAAAUCCAGCUCCACUGUCUCUGGUUGCUAAUAAUAUACUUUUGGCUCCAGCAGCCUCAACUAUAAGUCCGAUGACAGUGGAUCGGACUCCAGUUAAACCAGCUGGGCCUGCAGGAGUGCAGCCAACUUUACCAGCUGAAAGUCAUUUGGGGAUAGUCCCUCAUCAAAGUGAUAAUUUCAGUGAUACCUCCUCUCUGAAGUCUGAAGACGUCGAGGUCAGUAAGAUUACAGCUGCCCCAGGGGGAGAAACUGCCAAACCAACCCCAGUUAGCAAACCAACGCCAAGUCAGCCAAAACAAAAUCCAGUCAAUACCCCCAGUGCCAACCAGCCCCUUCCUCUUCCUCCUUCUCAACCUCCUCCUCCUCCUCAGCAACAUGUGAAUCAAAACCUGAGCCAAAAGACAGAUGGCACGUCCAUUUCAGGAAAAGAAAACGCCAAAGAUGAAAUCCAAGAGACGCCAAAACGUCCAGUAGAAGAUCGCCAGAGAGGCAGUCGAGAUCAGAGGUCCAAUGAAGAUACGGGUGGUGACCGGGGCAGGAGAGAUGACCGACCAGAUGAAAGGAACUAUAGAAGAGAUGACGACAGACUAGACGACAGAGACAGAGUUAGACCAGGAGAUAGAGACAGAGAGGAGGACAGGGAUCGUAGAAAACCACGCUAUGACAGAUAUGGUCGGCCGUACGAUGACUAUGACAGAGAUCGAGACAGGUACAGACCCUCUAGUCGCCAGGGUUACGAUGAUGACAGAUCUAGGGGGGAAUAUGAUAGCUCGGCUGAUCCCAGCCCCAGGGGGAGUAGACCUGAAGAUCGUGAUGGACCAAGAUCCAGAAGUGAUUAUGAUAGAGAUCGACCAAGAUACAGAGAUGAUUACGACAGAGACAGGCCUCGAUCAAGAACCGAUUACGACAGGGAUAGACCUCAAUCUAGGACUGACUAUGACAGAGAUAGGCCUCGAUCUAGGACUGAUUAUGAUAGAGAUCGACCACGAUCCAGGGCCGAUUAUGAUCGAGAUAGACCAAGUUCUAGAACUGAUUAUGAUAGAGAUCGCCCCAGGUCUAGAAAUGACUAUGACAGAGAUAGGGGAAGGUACCGACCUAGUUCAAGGAAUGACGAUGGGCGUAGGAGAGACAGGGAUUACUAUUCAGACAGAAGAGAUCCAUACUAUAGCGAUCCGAGAUAUAGUAAAGAAUAUUAUGACUACUACAAGAAGUACUAUGGCUAUGGCAGUGCUGAGGACUAUUACAAUAGCUAUUACUACGGCAGACAGAGGGACCCCUAUAGCAAGGGGUAUGCAGAGGAGAUGAAGUUACAGGGACAGCAGCCAUAUGAUGACAGGUAUAGAGAUUACUAUGCCAGGCAGUACAGUGGAAGCCAGCAGUAUGGAUACAACUAUGACUAUAGUGGGCGUGGCAGUCAGCCUGGCUCCAGGAGUCAAACUCCAGGAAUGGAAGAUCCAUAUGCUGGUUACUACAGUGACCCUCACAACCAAUCCUAUGCAGACUACUAUAACCAGUAUUACUAUGGUGAUACAUCAUACAGUCAGCAGUCACAGGCAGGAGCUGGCCAGGAGGGGCAGGCAUCUGAGUCUCUGGAACCCAAGGAACCUGCCCGCAUGACUCCCGUCAAGUUCUCCAUCCCCCACGUACGUGCCACCUUCAGUGCUUGUGGUCAUCUGGUCAAGGUGCUGCCCAACUGUCCAUCCAGUGGGGAGCCUGCCAUGGUCCACAUCAGUGAUUUGGAAUCUGUGAUACCCGAGUCUGACGAGGCAGAGGAAUUACGAAUAUUCCCUGGACCGUUGAUAAAGGGCCAGACCCAUAAGAACGAUGUGAUAGCAUUCUGCAUGCACAAGGCCAAGGAGUGCAGGGAAAACGUGAACAUGAUAGACAGGGAGAGUGCUGAGCUGCUCUGGAAGUUCUUAGUUCUGCUUAUCAAACAGAAUGGGACUGUGGUGGGCACAGAUGUUUCAGAACUUCUCCUAGAGGGCCACGAGCCGACGACGCGCGAGUACAACCGUAUGGGAAUGAAGAUAGUGUCUAGUGCAAUGGAGUUGGAUGCCUUGGAAGAGGAGUCGGACAGUGUUCAGCAAGAUUCUGUUGCCACUGGCGACGACCUCAAUAACACGUCUGUGACGAGUGACAGGUCAUUUGUGAACAAACGAGGGUUGCUACGAGACGAGAGUGUUGAUAGGUUUAGACAUUUGUUGCUGUUUGGAAGAAAGAAGGAUGCCCUGGAAUGUGCAAUGAAAAAUCAACUGUGGGGCCAUGCUUUGUUCCUUGCCAGCAAGAUGGACAAUAGGACAUAUGCCAAUGUCAUGACAAGAUUUGCAAACAGUGCCAUGAAGAUGAAUGAUCCCCUCCAGACCAUGUAUCAGUUAUUGUCUGGUAGACAGCCAGCUGCUGUUACUUGUAUCUCAGAAGAAGGCUGGGGAGACUGGAGACCUCACUUAGCUAUGAUAUUGUCUAACACCACUCCAAAACCUGAACUAGACAGGAAGAGUAUAUCAACAUUAGGGGACAGCUUAGCUUCUCGUGGCUAUCUCCAUGCUAGUCAUUUCUGCUACCUGAUGGCACAGGUGAAGUUUGGAACCUUUGAGAGGAAGACUUCCAAGAUUGUGCUGAUUGGAUCAAAUCACAAUCUGUCUCUUGAUGAGUUUGCUGUCAACCUGGCUAUCCAGUGUACAGAGAUCUAUGAGUAUGCCCAGUCCCUGGGGAGUCCAUACACUGCCAUACCUACCUUCCAGCCAUAUAAGUUCAUGUAUGCAUGCAGACUGGCAGAGCUUGGCUACUCUGAAGAGGCGUUGACGUACUGUGAGGUGAUCUCUAGUACAAUCCAGCAGGCACCUGGUGCAUACUCCCCUGUAUUGGUCAAACAGUUGUAUGAGCUUGGCAGCCGACUGAAGUACCACGACCCUCAGACCAUCCACUCAGCUGAUGGAGAGUUUGAUGAUCCUUACUGGCUCAAAGCUAUGCCAAAGAUCAUGCAGGCUUUCCAGGAUGGUAGUAUCCAGUACCUAAGUGGAGCAGACACUCCUGCAGGGUUCCUAUCCAGCGCUGGCAGUGAGGACGCUGAGGGAUUCAACCAGGAUGCGUCCAUGACUCAUUACCAAUCCUCCUGGCAGCAACAGCAGCAGUCUUUAUACCAGGGGAUAGAUAACGUGGAUGCUCAGCAGCAGCUGCAGGGAUAUGAUACCCAGCAGUAUCAAGGUUAUUACCAGCAGCCAGAGGACGGUCAGCUUCAACAACAACGACAGCAGGGGGACUACCAGUUCUACAACCCGCAGGCAGGGUUUCAGGGAUAUGAUAGCACACAACAGAUACAAGAUGUCAGUCAGAGUCAAGACAUUCAUGAUCAGACGGGAGAGUUCAAGCCAUUUGGUGGCCACGACCUGAACUUAGCGGAAAGCUAUGGCUCAAACUAUACGACAACAACAGUGACAUCUACAGGAAGCACAGACGACCCUGAUUCACCGUUUGCUCAGAGUGCGGCAACGACAACAUUUGAUUACUAUGACAUGAAUACUGCACAGCAGGCAGCAGAUCAAGUUGUAGAAAAUGCCGCACAAGCCACACGGACACGCACAGUAAGCGGCAGCAGCACGGGUUCAGUGAUAUUCAGACCCCAUAAUAAUGUCAGCAACCUUGGGAACGCGACGUCGCAACGAGUGCGUACCACGAGCACCAAUAGUUAUGCCAGCACUAUCCGCAGAUCUAGUUUUCAGCAGCAGCCAGUUCGGCAAGAGUCAGCUGAAGAAAAGCCAGCAGCACCACCUCCAACGAAGGAAGAAAAGAAGAAAGAUACUGGAGCCAAAAAGGGGGGCUGGUUAAGUGGAAUUUUCAGAUGGCCUAAGGGAAAAAAUGAGAUGAAAUUGCCAGAUGACAGUAACCCUUCUAUUGUGUGGGACCCAGUCAAAAACCGCUGGGUGAACACGGAUGGAGAAGAGGAGGAGACGACUGCGGCACCGCCGCCAAAGGAUACUGACCUUAUGGGUGGUGCCAAGCCUGCUCCAGCUAUAGCUCCACCAGGGGGCAGCACAGGUGCAGGUACAGACAUGACAGCCCCACCCCCACCUGCUGGGAACAAGUUCUCACGGCCAAAAGCUAGAGGUGCCAGGAACCAGUAUGUUGAUGUAAUGAAUCCGACCAGUGCCUCUGCUGCUGGACCCCCUCUAAACCUACUGCCCAUGAUGCCAGCACCAUCUGCCCUGCCUGCCAACCUCUUUAUACCUCCUCCAGCUCCAGAAGGCAGUGAUGCACAGGCUGAAGGUGUUGAUCAACAACAGCAAAACACUGAUCAACAGCAGCAUCAACAACAGGACCAACAACAACAACAACAGUUUCAGGAUCCAUACCAACAACAACAGCAGCAGCAACAGCCACCUCAGUCGCAAUUCUACAACCCUGGUCAGUUUGCCCAGCAGCAAAUACAGGAUCAGGACCAGCUGUCGCGCUCCAGUUCCAUGAGCUCUCUAUCCAGAGAGGUGCAACAGUUUACUCAGGAGGGCCAUGACACAGCAGCUCCCCCUAGUGGCCCGCCAAUGAUGUUCAACCCAGCGUCGUUUGGUGCUCAGCCCUCUUCGGUGCCGGCUGCAGGGCCAGGACGAGGACCAAAGUAUGGCCAAAGGAGGCAGUAUCCUCACUGAGGACUGAACUGUGUCCUCACUGAGGACUGAAGAAUAUCAAAUGAGAAAGUUGAACUUAAUUGCAGAUGAAAGAUUUCUGGAAACUUCAAUAAUCUGAAAAUUGGGGUGGUGUAUUUAGGCCCACUGACCUCCAUAUAGAACUGCGCGCCAAUCAGCCCUUGUAUUUUCUGGGUUGUGUCAUAAGGUCCGCUUUCAUCUCUGCUCAGUGGAGUCCAGAACAUAAACAGAAUGGUUGUGCGAGUGAGGAACAGUGCCCACUAUAUGACACUGCAGGAAAUUAGACAGGAUUUUGGGUAAUGUUAAGAUGGAAACGGGGUCAUUCCUAAGACUGGCAGCACUAAGGCAAGAGAUGGAAGGCAAAGUGAUAUUCCAGGAUUUCAGUGAAUAAAGGGAAGAAAGGGAGGGAGAAAAAGGCUAAGCUGAGGAAAGAUGAUUACUCUAUGUAAGCUGUUGGAGGUGAACUGAAAUCAUUAUGCUGGUUUUGUGAACCAUUUGGCUCAAGUCAAAAGUAAAGAUUCAGGCAGUACAUGACUGCAUAGACAGUGUAGAAUAUAUUAAGUGGAAUGCGGGAAGAACCAGGCAGAAAUGUACAUGAAAAAGAGAUUGAAAAUUUGCAAAAGGAUGAACUAAUAGCUAAAUAAAACAGGGUCCAUGGGCCAAUUGACAGAUGCAGGAUUGCAAAGUUUUGGAACAUUUUGGGUUUCUCAGGAUGUAACUGUAAGGUUGCACAACAGGGAAUACAGCCCUAAGUUAAAACCAAAAGAAAAACCAUUGUUGCAUUGUGAAUAUGUAAUAAAAAGAAAGGCACCAAUAUAUGGUAGAUUUAAAUGUUGUUAUGCCAUGACAUACAGAUUAUUACAUAGAAAAGAAAAACCAGAAUGCACAGGGAGGCAAGAGAUGGAUAGCUAAGUUAUGAGUUAAGUGAACUUACGUUGUAGUGUGUUCUGGUUGUAGCAAGUAAAUAAAUAGGUUGUGUUGCAUAGGAUUUAUCCAUGAGGAGGUCACAAAAAUGACAUCCUGACUAUUGGCAUCAAAAUUGAUUUUUUUUGUUCUACUGCAGCCAUGGGUAGUAAUGCAAGAGUAUGCAUCAAAAUUGGUCCAGGGUGGUUGUUAUACAACAGUUGGUGCUUACAUGAAUAUUUAUAUGAAUGCUUAUAAACAAAUUUAGAAAAGAGGACAUGCAAAAUAUUAAGUUUAAAGGAUAAUAGUGAAAUGUAUGUGCAGUGCUGGAAGAUAAACUGCAUACAUUUACUAUAUGACAUAUACAUAUUAUAUGAACCUGCAUGUACAAAUAACUAUGUUUAUGUACAGAUUAUUUCGUAUAUCUCAAUUGUACAUAGUUUACUUGGUAUUAAUAUUGUGAUGAUAACAUUUGAGUUUAUUUUCAGCUAGCAUGCCUUAAUCAAUAUACCAGUAUAGGAUUUCACUAUGACAAAGUCUCAUUUCACAUACUAAUUGAUCUUUAUUGCUUUAUAUAUAUAUAU
Messenger RNA from Lingula anatina, 6655 nucleotides. RefSeq lists its product as uncharacterized. Gene Ontology annotation, biological process: Golgi organization. Gene Ontology annotation, cellular component: endoplasmic reticulum exit site; ER to Golgi transport vesicle membrane. The record is from RefSeq and is a predicted model, not a curated record. Lineage: Eukaryota; Metazoa; Brachiopoda; Lingulata; Lingulida; Lingulidae.